AUGGCCACUACAUCAGGUCAAAAGACAUCCAAGAUAGAACCGACCGAGGCACCUUCAACGCGAGAUGCCGCGGCAAAGCGACGACUUCAGAACCGCCUCAACCAGCGGGCCAGCCGAGAGAGAAGAGCUUUAAAGGCUGGAAAGAACAAUAAUAAACCAAAACGAUGGAUCAUCUAUACCGAAGAAGCCAAAGCUCAUGCAGAAGCAGACCCGGUCAAAAACGAUAAUGUGGUGAUACCUUCGAUACCACCUGAGAAGCCCACCUAUAACUCGUGCCAAUUAAAUGAAAAUAACUGUGCCACCAUCGCAAAUUGGAGUGCCCGAAGACAAUACCUCAUCGCGCAAAUAGAGAAAAGAGUCGCUUCUGCAGCAGCCAGCCAGCUCAACCAACUUACCCUCCUCGCUCCAGUCACAAACCUCAACGUUGUGAACGCCUUGUUGAUUAAUGCAUCAUUCUUGGGCCUAACUUUUGAACUUUUGAACGAAGACAUUGUCUCUACAUUUAACAUUGUCGGGCCAAUGACCUUGCAUCUCCCACCGAGUUUGCAGCCAACCACCACCCAAAAGGAAAUCAUACAUCACCCCUGGGUAGAUCUUAUGCCCAUGCAAUCCUUGCGAGAUACAAUUUUGGCAAAUCUGGGUAAAUACGACGAAGAUGAAUUUUGUGGUGAUCUUCAUGGCGAGAUUGGAGCCUCGGAUGGGAUUGGGCUGAUUUCAUGGGGUGAACCAUGGGAUCCAAGUGCUUAUGAGAUCUCGGAGGUUGUGUUUAGGAAGUGGGCUUGGUUGUUGAAGGACUGCCCGGAGAUUAUAAGAACUUCAAAUUAUUGGAGGAGGAAACGAGGUGAGAAGCCAUUGCACAUCGGGCAAUCGAUUGGGUUUGUGCAUCCCGAGGAAGUUCAGGAACAAUACAAAUUGCAAGUAGAAGUAUAG
Messenger RNA from Penicillium longicatenatum, 930 nucleotides. Its product is annotated as bZIP transcription factor. The transcript has 2 exons. Lineage: Eukaryota; Fungi; Ascomycota; Eurotiomycetes; Eurotiales; Aspergillaceae. The record is from RefSeq and is a predicted model, not a curated record. Bases 1 to 930 code for a protein of 309 amino acids.